GUGUAUAAAAGCCUGAACCCAUCAACAAGCUUCUUCACAAAACCCCAAAACCUUAGACACUUGCUUGAUAAAAAGAUGGGUUUUAACUUCAUCUCUCUCCUUUUUCUUCCACUUCUAUCAGUGUUUAUCUUGUCGGGAUCCGAUCAAGCCUUUGCUUCGGACACCACACUGCUCCUGAACACCAACCCCCGCAAUAGCACGGCGGCCGGUGGGUUGUCGUCACUGAGGGGGAAGAAGCAGAGGAGUGGAUGUAACUUGUUCCAAGGCCGAUGGGUUUUUGAUGCUACUUACCCUUUCUAUGAUACAUCCUCGUGUCCUUUCAUCGACGGCGAGUUUAACUGUGGCAAGCGACCUGACAAACAGUUCCUCAAGUACUCAUGGCAACCUGCAUCUUGCAGCAUCCCAAGGUUCGACGGUGCGGCGUUUCUGAGGAGAUGGAGAGGGAAACGAGUCAUGUUCGUGGGAGACUCAUUGAGUCUGAACAUGUGGGAAUCGUUAGGGUGUAUGAUACAUGCGUCGGUACCAAACGCUAAGUACACUUUUCUUAAGCGUACCCCACUCUCUAGUAUCACUUUCCAGGAAUAUGGAGUGACGUUAUAUCUAUAUAGAACACCAUACAUAGUGGAUAUAGCCAAAGAGAGAGUAGGACGUGUGCUUAACCUUGGAGCUAUUGAAGGAGGUGCUAAUGCUUGGAAAAACAUGGACGUUCUUGUCUUCAAUUCUUGGCAUUGGUGGACUCACAAAGGCAGUUCUCAAGGGUGGGACUACAUUAGAGAUGGGUCGUCUUUGGUGAGGGACAUGAACCGUCUUGACGCAUUCUACAAAGGACUUAGCACUUGGGGUCGAUGGGUUGACCAAAACGUCGAUACCACCAAAACCAAAGUUUUCUUCCAAGGCAUUUCUCCCACUCACUACGAGGGAAGGGAAUGGAACGAGCCAAGAAAGAGUUGUACUGGACAAAUGCAACCGUUGAGUGGAUCAAAUUACCCAAGUGGCCAGCCUGAAUCUGCAGGAGUUGUGUCCAAAGUGUUGGGAGCGAUGAAAACGCGGGUGUCCUUGCUUGAUAUCACCACUCUGUCUCAGCUGAGAAAAGAUGCUCAUCCUUCUACUUAUGGUGGCGAUGGAGGGAAUGAUUGCAGUCAUUGGUGCCUCCCUGGGUUGCCUGAUACUUGGAACCAACUUCUCUACGCAGCUCUGUCGAUGUGAAUUUAAGUAAUAGAUCUUUACAAAGAAAGUGCAAACACACCGUUGUUCUGUAAUUACAUUCUUGGAGGUGCAAAGAAGCUGACCGUUUUACUUUGGGGGUGGUAUUUAAGUGAAGACUAGAAGCAUAAAGAAGAUGGAUUGUAAAGUGUCUUUAUAUUCUUUUCCUAUGGGAUGAAACAAUAAAUCUAAAAAUUUGUCUAAUAUUCUGUGAUGUUAUAGAAAGAUAUUAUUAAUAAACAAAGAGAUUAUCAAAAAGAAGAAAAAAAACAAAGGAGUCAUUCUUGGCU
This is a messenger RNA of Raphanus sativus (radish), 1493 nucleotides long. RefSeq names its product protein trichome birefringence-like 38. Gene Ontology annotation, cellular component: Golgi apparatus. The coding region runs from base 76 to 1206 and encodes 376 amino acids. Gene Ontology annotation, molecular function: O-acetyltransferase activity. NCBI's taxonomy places the organism in Eukaryota, Viridiplantae, Streptophyta, Magnoliopsida, Brassicales, Brassicaceae. The transcript has 5 exons. The record is from RefSeq and is a predicted model, not a curated record.